Molecule: messenger RNA, 1491 nt
Organism: Ricinus communis (castor bean)
Lineage: Eukaryota; Viridiplantae; Streptophyta; Magnoliopsida; Malpighiales; Euphorbiaceae
Product: cyclin-U2-2
Exons: 2
Coding region: 596-1270 (224 amino acids)
Biological process (GO): regulation of cyclin-dependent protein serine/threonine kinase activity
Molecular function (GO): protein kinase binding
Source: RefSeq, a predicted model, not a curated record
AACUAUGCAUUCUCCUCUCUUUUUCCUUCCCUGAUUGCCCAUUCUUACCCUUCCAAAAGCCCACUGUCGGCAAACCUCAUACUUGGUAAUAAGAUUUACAUUAUACAUUUAUAUAAUAGGAUAUUGGUAUUAGCAGGAGAAAGCUUAGCUGUUUUGUCUGUACUUUGGCUUUACAUAGAGGAGGCACUCAAAUCUUUAUAAUUUGAUAUUAUCUUUGCUUCCAACCACCUUCCAAUUGUCCCAAACCAAUGCCCUUUCUUCUUUUCUUUAUUCACUCAUUCUCACUAAUCCAUCCAAACCAACAAAAAAAAAAAAAAGUUAAGAAAGGCUUUCUCUUUCCCUUCUAUAUGGCUUUACAGGGUACCUACCAAAUUCCACCUACAAGUAUAAAAUCCUACUAAAACCUCACCACUUCCUAGCAAAUACCCUACAACUUUUUCUUGCUCCCUCCCUUUCUUUUCUUCUCUCUCUCUUUCUUAGCCUACAGUGUCAAGAAAACCCAAAUUUUUUCUUGGUAUAAAUCCGUUUUAGGAACUUCAUUUCCCACAACAAGAACUUCAUCUCUCACUCUAAGUCUAAACUAGGUACAAAAAAAAUGGCAGCAUCUUCUCUUGCAAUUUCUCCAAGAAAGCUCCGGUCAGAUCUAUACUCCUAUUCCUACCAAAAUGACUCCAGCAUUCCUCUUGUAAUCUCUGUUCUUGCUUCUCUCAUUGAAAGAACCAUGGCAAGGAAUGAAAGAAUAGCCAAGAAUUGUUCUUGGGCAUUAUCAAAAGACAUUAAAACUCGAGUCUUUGAUUGCUAUGAGACUCCAGACAUGACAAUUCAAUCCUAUCUCGAGAGAAUUUUUCGAUACACUAGAACUGGGCCUUCUGUUUAUGUUGUUGCUUAUGUUUACAUCGAUCGAUUUUGCCAAGCGAAUCCUGGGUUUAGAAUCAGUGCAAGAAAUGUACACAGGCUUCUUAUUACGACAGUCAUGGUUGCUUCCAAAUAUGUAGAAGACAUGAAUUAUAGAAAUUCUUAUUUUGCAAGAGUUGGCGGAUUAACCACGAACGAAUUGAACAAAUUGGAGCUGGAAUUUUUGUUCAUGAUGGGUUUCAAAAUGCAUGUGAAUGUUAGUGUCUUCGAGAGCUAUUGCAGCCAUUUAGAAAGGGAAGUGAGCAUCGGAGGAGGAUAUCACAUAGAGAAGACUUUGAGAUGUGCUGAAGAAAUCAAAUCAGGGCAAACUGAAGAUAAGAGAUACAUUAAUCAAAUUGCUCGGAUUAUGCUGUAGACUAAAAUUUGAAGAGGAAUUUUGGCAGUUUUGCCUACCAUUAUAGGAGGUGUAUCAAUUGUACAGAUUGAAAUGUAUAAACAUGUGAUCUUUUCUUGUGUUUUUGAAUUUGGGAUUUUGCUAAAGUGUAGUGUAAAAGUCAAUUAGAGAGUGCUAUGUAAUUAUAUUCUGUGUUCUUAACAAAAUGGAAAAGUGAAAAAUUACAAGCAGAUUGCUCAUAA